AUGAUAGUGCCAAAUAACGGUUUAUUCAUUAAAGUAUUCAACAAACAAAUUUGCACCAGUGAAGAUCUGUCCUAUGUGGAUAUUCAUUCUGUUGCAACAUUGAUGCAAGAUGCACUUUGGAGCAGCCAUGAACGCAUUAUAUCCAAGAAAGCAUGGAGGUCAAUCAACUAUGAAACUUGCACGUUAUCAAAACUAUCACCAGUCAUCACGAGCAAGGCAGAACAGCUGCUGAUCGACAUUUUAGACUUUUUGGUAGAAUUGAUGCAGUAUAAAAGCGUGAAUCUAAUGGAUGCAUAUAAAUUGGGGGAUGCAUUAGGCAAAGUUGUGUUGGGGCCAGCAGACUGUGACCAAAUCAUAACUGAAAAGGCUGGCCAUUUCCUGACACGCAUGAUCAUAGAGCAUGCCAAAGUGCUCAAGCAACGUCGAGAGCAAUUACAGCAAAAAUCCUCGUUACGCCGCAUUGACUCUGGAUUCCAGCAUUCGCCAUCUUCAUCGUCCUCAUCGUCCUGCCACAGCUUCUAUACAGAAUAUCAACCCAUUUGCAAAUCCCAAGGUACAGAAGCUAGGGCAAGAUUUUAUGAUCGAGUGGUAAUCAAAACCAAGUGGGCUAGCUUUGACUGGCUUGACAAUACGGUUGGGAUCAGAGCCAUGCUGGACGGCAACUAUGAAUUUGCCCCUGACCCGCCUGAAAAGCCCUGGAUUUCAAUCUUUACAUCCUCAGACAUGAUCAAAUGCCAUAAAGACAUGAACGCCUCGCCGAUCCUCUAUCGUAUUCUGAGGGAAGCAUCCAAGCCACCAUCGACACAUUAUAAAUCCAUGUCGUCGGAUCCAUUUGCAACCUCCUAUCUAUUCAACAAGUCUAAGAUCUACUGGGCGGAAAGACAGAUACAAGAUGCCUUCAUUGAAUUCCAUCCACAGUAUCAUUUGUAUACAAACUUGAAUGGGUCACACGACGGCAGUGCUGGUACCCUUUGUGACAGAUCUAACCCUUUAAAGAAACUCAAUCAUUCGCUCUCCCACAUCAAACUGAAUAUCAAGAAAUAUAGGUCCAGACAUGAUUUGCUAGAAGAGAGCAUGAUCAGUGAGAACACAACCAUAGCUGUUCUGGAGGAGGAGCAGCCCGAGACAAAGGAAGCAAACACUACCGUUGAGAGAUCUAGCACAAAAAAUAUGGGAAGUGUCAUGAAGAAGAUGAUAAAGAUGGGUGGAUAUCAUGGCAGCAAGAUUGUUGUUUGA
This is a messenger RNA of Mucor velutinosus, 1236 nucleotides long. Its product is annotated as amidophosphoribosyltransferase. NCBI's taxonomy places the organism in Eukaryota, Fungi, Mucoromycota, Mucoromycetes, Mucorales, Mucoraceae. The transcript is spliced from 2 exons. The record is from RefSeq and is a predicted model, not a curated record. Bases 1 to 1236 code for a protein of 411 amino acids.